CCGCCCAGCGCCGCACUGAGCCGCCCCCGCCCCGCCCCGGCCCCGGGGGAUGCGCCGCCCCGUGCCGCUGCCUUCACCGCCGCAGCCGCAGCCGCAGCCGCAGCGGACACCGAGCAGGUAGAUGGCCCACCAAGGGCAGGCCCUGCGGACACCUCUCCGUCCGGCUGGCGGAUGCAGUGCCUAGCGGCUGCUCUUAAGGACGGAACCAACAUGAGUGGGGGAGGGGAGCAGGCCGACAUCCUGCCGGCCAACUACGUGGUCAAAGAUCGCUGGAAGGUGCUGAAAAAGAUCGGGGGCGGGGGCUUUGGUGAGAUCUACGAGGCCAUGGACCUGCUGACCAGGGAGAAUGUGGCCCUCAAGGUGGAGUCAGCCCAGCAGCCUAAGCAGGUCCUCAAGAUGGAGGUGGCUGUGCUCAAAAAGCUUCAAGGGAAGGACCACGUGUGCAGGUUCAUUGGCUGUGGCAGGAACGAGAAGUUCAACUAUGUGGUGAUGCAGCUGCAGGGCCGGAACCUGGCUGACCUGCGCCGCAGCCAGCCGAGGGGCACUUUCACGCUAAGCACCACACUGAGGCUGGGCAAGCAGAUCCUGGAGUCCAUCGAAGCCAUCCACUCCGUGGGCUUCCUGCACCGUGACAUCAAGCCGUCCAACUUUGCCAUGGGCCGGCUGCCCUCCACCUACAGAAAGUGCUACAUGUUGGACUUCGGGCUGGCCCGGCAGUACACUAACACUACAGGAGACGUCCGGCCCCCUCGGAAUGUGGCCGGGUUCCGGGGGACUGUUCGCUAUGCCUCGGUCAAUGCCCACAAGAACCGGGAGAUGGGCCGCCACGAUGACCUGUGGUCUCUCUUCUACAUGUUGGUGGAGUUCGCAGUGGGCCAGCUGCCCUGGAGGAAGAUCAAGGACAAGGAGCAGGUGGGGAUGAUCAAGGAGAAGUACGAGCACCGGAUGCUCCUGAAGCACAUGCCAUCUGAGUUCCAUCUCUUCCUGGACCACAUCGCCAGCCUUGACUACUUCACCAAGCCUGAUUACCAGUUGAUCAUGUCGGUGUUUGAGAACAGCAUGAAGGAGCGGGGCAUUGCUGAGAAUGAGGCCUUUGACUGGGAGAAGGCGGGCACCGACGCCCUCCUGUCCACAAGCACCUCCACCCCACCCCAGCAGAACACCCGGCAGACAGCAGCCAUGUUCGGAGUGGUCAAUGUGACACCGGUGCCCGGGGACCUGCUUCGUGAGAACACUGAGGAUGUGCUACAAGGCGAGCACCUGAGUGACCAGGAGAACGCACCCCCGAUCCUGCCUGGGAGGCCUCCGGAGGGGUUGGGGCCUAGUCCCCACCUUGUGCCGCACCCUGGGGGUCCCGAGGCUGAAGUGUGGGAGGAGACAGAUGUCAACCGCAACAAGCUGCGCAUCAACAUCGGCAAAACCCCCUGCGUGGAGGAAGAGCAGAGUCGGGGAGUAGGGGUCCCCAGCUCCCCAGUGCGUGCCCCCCCAGACUCCCCAACAACUCCAGUACGGUCUCUACGCUACCGAAGGGUCAACAGCCCAGAGUCGGAGAGGCUGUCGACAGCAGCUGAUGGGCGGGUAGAGCUGCAUGAGAGGAGGUCACGGAUGGAUUUGCCUGGCUCACCGUCGCGACAGGCCUGCUCCUCACAGCCAGCUCAGAUGUUGUCAGUGGACACAGGCCAUGCUGACAGGCAGGCCAGCGGCCGGAUGGACGUGUCAGCCUCUGUGGAGCAGGAGGCCUUGAGCAACGCCUUCCGCUCGGUGCCACUGGCUGAGGAGGAAGACUUUGACAGUAAGGAAUGGGUCAUUAUUGACAAGGAGACGGAGCUGAAGGACUUCCCUCCUGGGGCUGAGCCGAGCACGUCAGGAACCACGGAUGAGGAACCCGAGGAGCUGCGGCCUUUGCCUGAGGAGGGUGAGGAAAGGAGACGUCUGGGGACAGAGCCCGCUGUCAGGCCCCGAGGGCGUGGCAUGCAGACGCUGGCAGAGGAGGACCUGCGGCAGAUGCUGCCCCAGCCUGCACCACCUCAGCUGAGCCAGGCUGAUGGCCGAUCAGAGACAUCACAGCCACCCACGCCUGGCAGCCUUUCCCACUCGCCCCUGCACUCGGGACCCCGCCCUCGACGGAGAGAGUCGGAUCCCACAGGCCCUCAGAGACAGGUGUUCUCUGUGGCGCCCCCGUUUGAGGUGAAUGGCCUUCCACGAGCUGUGCCUCUGGGCUUGCCCUACCAGGACUUCAAGAGAGACCUCUCUGACUACCGAGAACGGGCCCGACUGCUCAACAGGGUCCGGAGGGUGGGCUUCUCGCACAUGCUGCUCACCACCCCACAGGUCCCAUUGGCUCCCUUUCAGCCUCAGGCCAAUGGGAAGGAGGGAGAGGAGGAGGAGGAGGAGGAAGAGGAGGAGGAGGAGGAGGAAGAAGAAGAUGAAGAAGACGAAGAAGAGGAGGAGGAAGAGGAGGAGGAGGAAGAUGAAGAUGAAGAGGAGGAGGAGGAGGCAGGGGCCCUUGGGGAGGUGCUGGGGCCUCGAAGUGGUUCUAGCAGCGAGGGGAGCGAGCGGAGCACAGAGCGGAGCCAGGAGGGCGCCCCAUCCACACUGCUGGCUGACGAUCAGAAAGAGGCCAGGGGCCGGGCCUCCGUGGCGGAUGGGGACCUGGAGCCUGAGGAGGGAUCCAAAACGCUGGUGCUCGUCUCCCCUGGUGACAUGAAGAAGUCGCCAGUCACUGCCGAACUGGCCCCUGACCCUGAUCUGGGCACCUUGGCGGCCCUCACCCCUCAGCAUGAGCAGCCCCAGCCUACUGGAAGUCAGCUAGAUGUAUCGGAGCCGGGCACCCUGUCCUCCAUCCUCAAGUCUGAACCCAAGCCCUCAGGACCUGGAGCAGGGCUUGGGGUUGGGCUGGUGGCCACUGGUGGGCUGGUGGCAGUCACCUCCUCCCCCUUCACCAAAGUUGAGAGGACCUUUGUUCACAUUGCAGAGAAAUCCCACCUCAAUGUCAUGUCUUCCGGAGGGCAGGCCUCCAGGCCAGAGGAGUUUAGCACUGGGGGUGAGCUGGGCCUGGAGGCGCUCUCUGAGGCGGGCAUUGCAGAGGAGAGGGCCCGAGUGCCUCUGGAGAAUGGCAUGGCUUUGCCAGGGCUGGAUGGAACUGAAACCGAGAGUUGUGCCCUGUCUGGUCUUCCCGGGGAAACACCCUCAGAAGUGGUCACAGACUCAUUGCCCAAUGGCCCAGCCCUUGCUGAUGGGCCAGCUCCAACAUCCCCACUGGAGCCAGUCACCAAGAAAGGGCCCACUGUCUCCCCCAGCCGCCAUGCUAUGCCAGGCUCUCGCCCCAGGAGCCGUAUUCCUGUCUUGUUGUCUGAAGAGGACACGGGCUCAGAGCCUUCGGGCUCACUGUCCGCCAAAGAGCGGUGGAGCAAGAGGGUUAGGCCACAGCAGGACCUGGCGCGGCUGGUGAUGGAGAAGAGGCAGGGUCGCCUGUUGCUGAGGCUGGCCUCAGGAGCCUCAUCCUCCUCUAGCGAAGAGCAGCGCCGUGCCUCUGAGACACUCUCUGGUACAGGCUCUGAGGAGGACACACCUGCCUCAGAGCCCACAGCAGCCUUGCCUAGGAAGGCUGGGCGGGCACUGACCACCCGGAGCCGGAUUCCUCGCCCCAUCGGUGUGCCCACGCCUGCAGAAGGGCAGCAGCUUCCUGGCAGACCCCACGGUGCAGCCUCAGCGUCUGACUUGGCUAUCACCAGCAGGCUCCAGCUUCAGAAGCCCUCAGGGUCGGCCACUGCUGCGGACCUCCGUCCCAAACACUCCUCGAGCCGGGGUCCUGGCCCAGGUCGCGCCCAAGUCUCCAGGCCGGCAGCGCCCCGCAGUCCCGGCCUCCCCGCCGCCUCCACCGCGCGCCACCCCAGCGGGUCCCCGCGGAGCCAGUCCCUGUCCCGCAAAGAGAGCUCCUCCGCGUCGCAUCAAGCCCGGCCCGGAGCCCCUCCCCCUCGGGGGGUCCUCCAGGCCAGAUCUCAGCCCGAGGCCUCUCCAGGGCCCCCCAAGAAAGGACCCAGAGGGAAACAACCGCAGACUCAGCGCGCAGCAACCAAAGGCCGGGCGGCAGUCUCGGAGGGCCGGCCCGGGACCAGAUAAUGACAUCCGCCCGCGGCUCUCUGCGGCGCCCCCUACCCUCACCCCGGUCCCCACCCGCAGCCGGCCACACUGGAGCAGCUUCCAGCACAGCCUUACGCGCCCGCGCGCCACCGCGGCCCCAGCUUCCCGCCUGCACCCACCAGGACGCACACGUGAGCACAUGUUGCGCCCUGCAGCCCAGCCAGCCCACUGACCCCGGAGUUGGUCAGUUGUCUCGGUUCCUCUCUCUGCGUCCUCCCUCCCUCCUACCGCCCCCUCUGCAGGGACAGGCUCACCGCAGAUCCUCUGCCCCGGGAAGGCUCAGCCACUCACCGCCCCGCUUUUAGGGCCCGUCCCCUUCAUCCACCAGGUCUUGGCUGAUCUCUACGCCCCCCACCCAAGAGGUUUACAUCUGCUUACACCUCCUGCGGCCCAUCUUGUCCUCAUCCCCAUCUUCUUCAGCCUCCAACCCUACCCAACAGGAGAAACAGCCUCAAAUUCCAGAUGUGUGCAGGCUCUGGCCUGCCCACAGUCUCCUAGGAGCCAUGGUGUUCAUGGCAGGCCAAGCUGGGAUUGGGGAAGUGGGACCCGGGGGUCAUUGGCUUAUUUAGGCUUCAGGGGACACCUCUGGUCUGGCUAAAGUCGGCUCUAUGCGAAGCACAGGGCAUAUGAUUCUUGAGAGGGGGUUACUCCCGGUGCCUCUGGGGAACAGAAAUACCUUUCCUGGAUAGAAAUGAAUGGGGCCUCUAGAAGCUCGGAGCUGCCUCUCUGGGCAAGUGUCUCCCAGCGGGAACCUGGAAUGGGGCUUUAAAAAGGUUACUCACUUCUCUGGUCCUCUGGUCUAGUGCUCAGGACCCCUUACCAUCAGGAAGUCCUUCCUGCUGUCUAACCUCAAUUUUGCAUCUUCAAGUUUCAGUCAACUCUCGUCUUUCAGAGUUCCAUGCAGGUGGAGGGACUGGUUAUCACCUUCUGUGUGCUGGUCAUUUGAGAAUUCAGGGACUCGGUUCUGGUCAUCCUGCCACCUCUGCUGUGGGCAGUGGGCUGGCCUAGGCAUCCUCCUCCUCAGUGGGCAGAGGAAGCAGGAUGAGGCGAAGUGGCUCCCCGAGGCAGAAGGCCCUUCUCACUUUAGACUGUGUGUGAUGCUAGCUGGUGCCCACCCCAGCCCCACCCCAGUUCACCCUGGGCCCCUCUUGCUCUGAGCCAGCCCACACAGCUGAGAUGCUCUGUGCCUGCAUUUUGGCUUCUGCAUUAGCUCGCCCACCUCAUCAGGAGCCUCAGCUGCUAACAUCUGGGGCAAGCGUCACUCUGGCUGCAGAAGGGACAGGCAGCAGCCCCUCCUAUCUGGGGCAGGGACUCCCUGCAGGCCUCCUUUAAAGCACUCCCAGCCUCCAUCCCCCGUUCUGGCCCUCCUGUCCUUCCCUGAGCCACAGAGAGCAAACCAAGACAUUCAGAUGAUGAGGAAGAAAGGCAGGCCGCGGUGUGCCAGCGGUCCGGCCGCAUCUGUACCCAGGAUGACUGACCGGAAGCAGCUCGGUGCCCGCUGAACUCCUCAGGGGGGUCAGCAGGUCUGGCCAGUUGCUUCCACGGGAAGAAGGCAGCUCUGCAGACCAGCCCGGGGAGGACAUCAGGGUGGAUAGUCUUUGAGGUCUAUCCCACGCUGUGCAGAAGCUCCCAGAACACUCAGGAAACCUCUCGGAUUCAGUUAUCUUUGUCACCCCGAGGCUCCCCUCUAACUGCCCUCUAGUCUAGCAGAGGGGUAGAGGGCCCACUUCCUCCCACCCAGAGCUUUUAUGAAUGACAAUCAGCUCAUGCCAGGUGGGGACCAGGGCAUGACCCCUGGUGCCCAGGCCCUGGGCCUGCUCCUUGCCACCAACCGAACCAUGAAUGUAGGGCCCCCCUCAGUCUCAUUUCUGCUCUAGGACCAACAACACUUUGGUUUGGAGAUGGGAGGAAAGGGAGGCCUGAGAAAGCCCCAGGCUCACCCCACCCCCAGCUUCAGCCAGCACUUGAGCUGGCACAGAUGUAAAACCCAGUCUACCCUUGUGACUCCAGACCUCCACAGGGCUCCAACCAACCUCAGGCCUCUGCGUCAAUAGUGUCAUCAGGCUAGGGGGAAGGAGGGACUGAGGACCAGCAGAGGUGAGUGGUGAGGGGGCCAAGUGGCUCCUCUCUCCAGGAAGGAACCAGGGCAGAGGGCACCACAUCUCCCAAUGCCCACCCCUCACCCCCAGCUGAAGCCCUUUCUUGAGAAUCAUCCAUCCUUUGUGCUAGGCCCUUCAGGUUCCUACCCCUCCUCUAUGAGAGUAUCACACCACCACCACCAUCCCUCAUGUCCCAAUCCUUUCUGCUCAUGUCACUGGCUCAGAUGUGGGGUGUGUUCACCUUAAUAUGCCUCCCCCCACCCAGUCGUACCGUGUGCAGAGGGGUGCAGGAGAAGGGCCCUGCCCCAGGCACAUGGCUCUCUGGCUUCCCAGCUCCUCCUGAGGGGCCCAGCCUGCUCAGUCUCCUGAGCCCCUUGGGCAGGUGUUAGGGGACAGGGAAUUCCCUCCCCCUCCCUGGGAAGCAACAGAAGAAUGUUUACAUGCCAAACAGAAUGUAACAGCCCUUGGCCACCCCUCCCAGUCACUGCAUGGCCUCUGCCCACCCUGUGACCGCCCACCCCCCUGACACCAACACCUUGGAAGAAGCUGUCACAACCAGAUGGGGUCUCCAAAGGGAAGUAGCCAUUACACCAUUAAAAAGCCUGUGGACCUUUC
Molecule: messenger RNA, 6857 nt
Organism: Peromyscus californicus insignis
Lineage: Eukaryota; Metazoa; Chordata; Mammalia; Rodentia; Cricetidae
Gene: Ttbk1
Product: tau tubulin kinase 1
Biological process (GO): signal transduction; peptidyl-tyrosine phosphorylation; peptidyl-serine phosphorylation
Cellular component (GO): cytoplasm; nucleus
Molecular function (GO): ATP binding; protein serine/threonine kinase activity
Source: RefSeq, a predicted model, not a curated record